This is a messenger RNA of Phytophthora nicotianae INRA-310, 3034 nucleotides long. RefSeq lists its product as hypothetical. Lineage: Eukaryota; Oomycota; Peronosporomycetes; Peronosporales; Peronosporaceae. The transcript has 2 exons. The record is from RefSeq and is a predicted model, not a curated record. The coding region runs from base 61 to 2547 and encodes 828 amino acids.
UAUUAUUCCGCUUCUAUUCGCCAAAAACAUCACUAAAAACUCUUCAGAUGCAAAAACGUCAUGACGGACGCAAGCGACAUCUAUCGGCGCUUUGUGGAGGCUCCGUUGCGUCUCAAGACGCGAACAUCUUCCCCUUCACCUCCUUCGACGCCCCCUCCAUCAGCACAGCAGUAUGACGCUUCCAAUCCGAGCCCUUGGGCCGAUUCACCUGCAUUAUCCACGCGAUCCAAAGAGCUCCAGAAGCUGCGGCGGCGCGUAGCUAAAAUCAAGCUUUUCGCAACGGAUGUGGCGAUUCCGAGGGAUUUAGAUGACGAAUUCAAGGCUGUAGCAGAUCUGGACAUGGAAAGCGCCGCUGGAACGAGCUCCGUGGACGCAGGUAUCACAAAAUUAAGACAGAAUAAGGCAGGAUCGGGGAAUAAAGAUCCCAAUACAGUAUUGAAAAAGAAGAAGCGCGUAACGCGCUCCUCGAGCAUGACGAACGAGGACACAGGAAUGGAUUUUAUGGAUACACCAACGAGGUCGUCGAAGCCGCCCAAACGACUUCGUAAGCACAGUCGGGAUUUGAGUAGCAAGAAAGAAAGCGGAAAGGAGAACUGCAACAUUCCUUCUUUCAGCCUGGAUGGUACCGAGAUAGAGAAUAACAAGCAGAAAGAUGCUACAGAAUCGAAGGCAAAGUCUUCUACACCGAAGAGAAGAACGUCUGUGAUGAUCGCUUUGCCAGUUCGUCGAAGUCGACGACUGCAGCAUGUUAAAGCGGAGUCGCCGGUGCUUAUAGUAGCGGCGACAUCGUCUCGGCAAGCCAAAGAGGUCUUAAAGAUAACAGAACCAGCAGCAACUCUUCCAACUGAAGAAUCUGUGGAGAAAGUGUCGGAUGAAAUGACGAGUUCGGAUCCAGUGACUUUGCCAACGGAGGAACCAGCAGAUCAAGCGCCGCCAGAUUCAAUCUCGACGUAUUGCGACAAAUUAUUGGCAACGAACACCAUAUCUGGAUGCUUUUUUGCAUUGUCAUGGAAUGCUCUUCGCGACGUCCAGGAUUCGUUUAUUGCACAAUCGACAUCAAGUGAGUCGAAUCCGCUCGAGAGUGUGUUCUCUAUUUGCCUUGGCAUCGCGGAGUGCGAGAAACUAGCCCAACAUUCGUUCCCAUCGAAAUCACCAAAGCCAAAGUCGAAAAUGCCAAGACGACGAUCCUCUGGAAAAAUAGCAAUGAAAGCCAAGAAGACGAAGAAGCGGGUCCAUUUCCGGAGCUUCGAUCUCUCCUGCUUGAACUUGCAAUACGUGGAAGACGAGCAAGUCGCUGUCAUGGUCGACAAGAUUUUAACCUGCUACGGGACCAUCAUGGAGCAGCUUGAAAAGAUGGUAUCACACUUUGAUAAUGAGACGGAUUCUCCAGUGCAAACAGUGCUACGUGAGCUUUCACGCGUGAUGGCGAGUCCGUCUAACAUUUACAGCUGCAACGGUACAUCGGAUGCGUCAAGGAGGACGUAUCGGCAUGCUUUUGGCGGACGAGACUCCUACAGCCAGCACGAAAUCCAGAUUUGCGGCGAGUACUUCGCCCGUCAGUUCGCCAACCUGUUGCUUCUUCGCUCAUCAUCACCGUCUCCGCAGUUCCUACAAGGUGUUUUCUCGUCUCUAGCGUCUUCUUCCGUACGAUUCAAGCUACGAGUUCUUUUCAUCGAGAGCGAAGACUUUGGUGAGGGUGUUGACGACGGCGAGCUCGAAAGUCGGAUACUGCUAGACGAGGACGGCAAACCUUUCCCAGCCAUGGCGCCGUAUGAACAUCAGGACCUUGGAGCGGCUAUUCACUGGGCAUUGCAGGAAUCUGUUUUGUAUUGGCCACUGGUCAAGCCGCUUUAUAAUAUGUUGGAGCGUGAGGAGGGUAGUAGUGAACGUUUUGAAGAAGAUUCUCCCGUUAAGACAUUCCUGGACGAAAACGCAGCCGAGGAUCUCGACCACAUGGAGAAAUACGUCCUGGCUCGCCGUUUUCUGAGAUUUCAUCUAACGAAGUCGUGGCGUCAUCGAUUAAAGGACAGUGACGUUGCUGAGACAUGGACAUCGAUUGAGAAGGUGUGCUCUCUGGCGAAAAGGUAUGUGGACAUCGAUACUUCUCUUCUCAAUCUAGGUAGUAAUUGCUGUUUGGUAUGGUAUGAUCUAGGUUUCACUUUGAGGAUGAAGCUCAUCUCUUUCCUUUGGCUUCCGUUGAAGACUUCAUUGCUGUGUUGGCACGUGAAGAACCCACAUUACAGCGAAUGGAGGCGAUGUUGCAAUCGUUCUACGAACAGAAAUACGGGACGAGUUCUUUGCAGCCGGAACCGUGCAUGGAAUGUCAUCAUCUCAUUACGAGGGAGGAGAUUUCGCUCUCCAUCAGGUGCACCUCGUGUGCGCGUCGAUUCCACUUGGGAUGUCUGCAUCUACCGGAGUCCUUCGCUCAGUAUGCAGACCACUACACUUGUCCUGCGUGCUUUCUCGGUCGCGGAGGGUAUUGACGUGGGCACGAGUCAUUUAAAAGUUUGGGUUCGUAAGUUAGGAACUGAAAUUAUAGACACUUAAAAGUGAAUACAUUGAAUGCUAUAGACUUCCUCGUCAACACAGCUAUAGCCCUACCUCUUCAACAACUCGCUUCCUCUUCGGUUUCGGGCCAGGCUUUCGUCGACCGGUACCGUCAUCAGAGAAGUAGAAGUCCAGCGGCGUCUUCAGCGAAGUAUCAGGCGUAAUCGGGGAGGCAUCUACGGGCCAAGGAGUGAAGGAAGUCGAGUAACACGCCAGAUAAUUCUCGAUCGAGUUCUGCUUCGUGUCGUACAACGAGUCGAUACGACGCUGCUCCAACUCGGAGGCGUGGAUCGCGUGCAAACACGGGAACUGCUGGUCCUGCCAGUCCUGGCAUGUGCACUCCCAAUCGACAAGGUUCACAUGACGCCAACUAUCGGGGAUUUUCAGUCGCGUCGGACCUAGAUAGCGCACCAUGUAGAGUCCGUUCGCACAAGGAAUGGACUGGACCGUACAAAUUAGUAAGAAUAACACACAAACACACCAGCAC